UGUCACGUGACCGGAAGGGGCGGGGGCCUGCGGGACAGGACCUCGCUUAAAGGGGCCACGACCCGGUGCCCGGGGGGGCUCAGCUCCCCGCCGCCCCCAGCCGGCGAUGCUCUCGCAGCUCUUCAUCCUCUCCUCCAAGGGGGAUCCCUUGAUCCACAAGGAUUUCCGCGGGGACUGCCCCGGCAGCGGCACGGAGCUCACCGACAGCUUCUACCGGCGGGUGACGGCGCUGCGGGGGGACCAAGCCCCCGUCUUCAUGACCCACGACGGCCACCACUUCGUGCACGUGCGGCACGCGGGGCUGUACUUCGUGGCCACCAGCAGCGGCGCAGGGACCUCUCCCUUCGCCUUGGUCGAGUUCCUCAACAGGUUGGUGUCGCUGCUGAGGGACUUCUGCGGCCCCCUGAGCGAGAAGAGCGUCGGCGGCAACUUCGCUCUGAUCUGCGAGCUGCUGGACGAGAUGGUGGACCAUGGCUACAUCCAGACUACCUCGGCCGAGGUCCUGCGCAACCUCCUGCACGUGGAGCCUGUGGCCACCAAGCCCUUCAGCCUGCUGGACCUGGGCUCCAUCGGGCUGUUCGGGGCCGAGACGCAGCAGAGCCGCGUGGCCCCCGGCUCGGCCGCCAGCCGCCCGGUGCUGCCGAUGCACGGCGAGCAGGGCUCCAGGAAUGAGAUCUUCGUGGACGUGGUGGAGAGACUGACUGUGGUCAUCGCUGCCAACGGCACCCCCAUGAAGGUCGACGUCCAGGGGGAGAUUCGCCUCAAGAGCUUCAUGCCCAGCUGUGGGGAGGAGUUCUGCGUGGGCAAAUCGGAGCUGAGGGGCUACGGCACCCCGGUGCGGGUGGACGACUGCAGCUUCCACAGCUGCGUGCAGCUGGACGAGUUCCAGAGCGGCAGAGUGCUGAAGGUCACCCCGGGACAGGGGGAGCUCACCCUCAUGCAGUACCAGCUGGCAGACGACACCCCCACGCCGCUGCCCUUCCGCCUCUUCCCCACCGUGGACCAGGACCCCACGGGGAGGCUCCGGCUCUACCUGAAGCUGCGCUGUGACCUCCCCCCUAAAAGCCAAGCUCUCAACGUCCGCCUGCAGCUACCGGUGCCCAAGGGGGUGAGCAGCCUGGCACAGGAGCUGAGCAGCCCUGAGCAGACGGCAGAGCUGCAGCCUGGCACCAAGUCCCUGUGCUGGAGCAUCCCACGGUGCCAGGGGGGCUCCCAGCUUGCUGCCACCUUCAAGAUGGCAGUGCCAGGCCCGGGGGCGCUGCUGGAGCUGGGCCCUGCCGCCCUCAGCUUCGAGCUGCCAGGGGCCACCUGCUCGGGGCUGCGGGUGCGCUUCCUGCGGGCCCCGGGCGGGGGGCCCGGCGGCGCCCCCCAGCGCUGGGUGCGGUACCUGACCCACAGCGACUCCUACGUGCUGCGCCUCUGAGC
Messenger RNA from Dryobates pubescens (Downy woodpecker), 1425 nucleotides. RefSeq names its product adaptor related protein complex 4 subunit mu 1 (gene AP4M1). Bases 107 to 1423 code for a protein of 438 amino acids. The record is from RefSeq and is a predicted model, not a curated record. The transcript is spliced from 16 exons. Gene Ontology annotation, cellular component: clathrin adaptor complex; trans-Golgi network; cytoplasmic vesicle. Gene Ontology annotation, biological process: protein targeting; Golgi to lysosome transport. NCBI's taxonomy places the organism in Eukaryota, Metazoa, Chordata, Aves, Piciformes, Picidae.